Messenger RNA from Diaporthe citri, 2250 nucleotides. RefSeq lists its product as uncharacterized. The transcript has 4 exons. The coding region runs from base 1 to 2250 and encodes 749 amino acids. NCBI's taxonomy places the organism in Eukaryota, Fungi, Ascomycota, Sordariomycetes, Diaporthales, Diaporthaceae. The record is from RefSeq and is a predicted model, not a curated record.
AUGACAGACUCUUCAACCUCUUCUGACGAGGUCCGGUACGGAGUCUAUCUCGGAACAUGGACCAACUACUCAAGGGGCCGCGUUCUCGGCGCCACAUUGACAUUGGAAUCUCGAUAUGGUCUUCUACUCCUUUCUUUCACUGCUACCUUCGUUGGGUUCGUAGCGUCGAGGUUUUGGCGCAUCAUAACGCUAAUGCUCCACCGCAUCUACUCGACACCUGAACCACGUGAUGCUCUUCACCAUCAACGACAAGUUGUCCUCCGGAACUCUUUGUCUGCUGUAUCCACCCUGUGGACGUCUUUGCAGUUGGCCUGGUGCUGGCGAGCCGUGGCCGAUGGCUAUCUUGCUCGCACUCUACCAACAAUCAUCUUCGCAGCCUCGGCGUUUUGUGCCUUCACCAUAGCUGGUGGCUUCACAUCAUCAAUUUCCUCUGGCAUCGGCAACCACGUCCUCCUUGACGGCUCUCAGUGCGGAGUCCUCAUGUACAAUUCGGCGUUGACAAGUGGCGCGGUCUCUGUCGUCUAUCCUUGGGUCUCACAAUCUAUGAGCAACGCAGCCAAUUACGCUCAACAGUGCUAUUCCUCCAACGCAACUGGAACGUUGGACUGCACCACCUUCGUCAAGAGCCGCCUUCACUUCAGUUCUGUUCUAAACGCCUCUUGUCCUUUCAACGACUACAUGUGCCGCACUAAUGAUUCGAACCUAUUACUGGACUCAGGAUUGAUCAGCACCGAUGAUCUUGGCUUGAACAUGCCAAGCGACCAGCGCAUGUAUUAUAGGGAGAUGCUUCACUGUGCCCCUCUCAGGACUGAUGGGUUCGCAAGCAAUGUGAGCGUGAACAACAACAAUUACACCAGGUAUUCAUAUGGUCGCAGAACCAACGCCGGAAAAACGGACACUGGCUCCGAAUUCUAUAAUUGGACUUACGAGGUUGCCAAUCUCGAUGCGCAAUACCGGACACAAGCCGACAACACACUACGGGACACCAACCAAGGUUUCAACCUCAUUGCCUUACAAUCACGUAUUGCGAACGGCACGAACUAUUUGGCAGAUAUUGACUUCGAGGCCAUCCCUCAGCUGACUGUUUCUGACGCAGAUUCGAUGAUUGUUUUUCUUUCGCCAGAAGGAGUCUUCUUUAUUAACCAAACGGACGAUCUUUGGUACCGCGGUAUCGUACCGGGCAAUGUAUUCCAUUUUCCAAAUGGUCAACGCGUUGUGUAUGUACCUGACGAGGCGGCGUCGCCUAUGGGGUGCGUGCAGCGCUUCCAGUACUGCAACUCCAACAAGAAAUGUGGCAGUCUUGCUAGCGAGAUCGAUUCCCUGACCAGUGCCAUGCCUCUGUUCCACGAAGACUCCAGCGAUUUCUGGUCUGUCGAUGAAUCGGGUGACACUCCCGAAGCAAUAUCAAGUCGUUUCGAUAUGUUCCAAGUCACAAAGCUUGCCGCUACGACUCUCUAUUCAUUGCUAAAUUGUCUGGGUCCGUCCUCCCUGUUAUCUUCUCAGCACCUCAACCAAGGAAUGAUGGGCCCGCUACCCAACAAUCAGUGGCAACUCGACGUCACUCACUGGUUCUCUAUGCGUAUGGCUUCGAUCCAGGCCGCUUUUGUGAACACCGCUCGCGGUCCGACCGACGAAGCAGUGCGGCCAUAUGUCACUACGACUGACGAUAAAAACCAGCGGGCAAUGUGUAAUAACCAGGCAAGUAACAUUUCCGUCAUUGAAGACAGCUUUCGCUAUGAGAAAAUCCGCAGCACUGGCUAUACCUCACUGAGCCUCUUCGGGCUCUACUUCACAUACCUGACCGGCAUCAUCAUAAUCCUGGCUUCAUACACUGCCGAACCUGUACUUACCUUUUUCUAUUCCCGCCGCAAAUAUGAGGAGUAUAAGUAUUUGGAAUGGGCAGCCAACGGUACCCUUCAACUUCAGCGCCUGGCAUAUCAGGGGCUUGGAUCGGAAAAAUGGUCAGACUACACCGACGAUAUCCCAAAGACAAGGCCGGGAUAUUUCCUGGCAGAUCUGGCCCGGGCUUAUCCUCCUGAGGACGACGACGACGAGGUUCACGAGGUGAAGCCAACAGUACAUGCGACAAGAACGACUACGCCGUCUGUCUCCGAGACCAGCGCGAAUCUACGCGUCUCUGAGCAAUCCCGAGGUGUCGCGUCCCGUCCGGUCUCUGCAGUCUCUGGGUUGGCCCCGCAGGCUGUCUCGCCACAAGCUGUCUCGCCGAUCUCACAGCAUCCCCAGGGUUGA